Molecule: messenger RNA, 6000 nt
Organism: Hippopotamus amphibius kiboko
Lineage: Eukaryota; Metazoa; Chordata; Mammalia; Artiodactyla; Hippopotamidae
Gene: ENTPD4
Product: ectonucleoside triphosphate diphosphohydrolase 4
Exons: 13
Coding region: 280-2130 (616 amino acids)
Biological process (GO): nucleoside diphosphate catabolic process
Cellular component (GO): membrane
Molecular function (GO): nucleoside diphosphate phosphatase activity
Source: RefSeq, a predicted model, not a curated record
CGACGCGACGCGGGCGGUGGCGGGGCUGCGUUUUGGCUGUGCGGCUGCCAGAUAGGAGCGGAGCCUCGGAGAAGGUGUCGCCGGGAAGCCGCGUCCGCGCUGCCGGCGCCGCCUCGCCGCGGUGGCCGUGAUGCCCUCCGCCCGCGGGUCCCCGCUCCCGGGAGCCCCGGCCGCCGAUUCGGACUUUGACGAGCAGGAGGGCUCUAAUGCCAGGAGGACUUCUGUAAUGGUGCAUGAGGACUGACUCCCAGAGCCUUGCCUGACCUCUGACCCGUCAGCAUGGGGAGGAUCGGCAUCUCCUGUCUUUUUCCUGCUUCCUGGCAUUUCAGUGUCUCUCCGGUGGGGUGUCCCCGAAUUCUGAACACCAGUUUACGCCAGAUUAUCGUUAUUAGCAUCCUGGCUGCUGCUGUUUCACUUCUAUACUUUUCUGUUGUCAUCAUCCGAAAUAAGUAUGGGCGGCUCUCCAAAGACAAGAAGUUUCAAAGGUACUUGGCACGAGUUACUGACAUUGAAGCUACAGACACCAAUAACCCCAACGUGAACUAUGGCAUCGUGGUGGACUGCGGUAGCAGCGGGUCUAGGAUAUUUGUCUAUUGCUGGCCAAGGCAUAAUGGCAAUCCUCAUGAUCUGUUGGAUAUCAGACAAAUGAGGGAUAAAAAUCGAAAACCUGUGGUUAUGAAAAUAAAACCCGGCAUUUCAGAGUUUGCUACCUCUCCAGAAAAAGUCAGUGAUUACAUUUCUCCACUCUUGAACUUUGCUGCAGAGCAUGUACCACGGGCAAAACACAAAGAGACCCCUCUCUACAUCCUCUGCACAGCUGGAAUGAGAAUCCUCCCCGAAAGUCAGCAGAAAGCCAUUCUGGAAGACCUUCUGACUGACAUCCCUGUGCACUUUGACUUUCUGUUUUCUGACUCUCAUGCAGAAGUAAUUUCAGGGAAACAAGAAGGUGUGUAUGCUUGGAUUGGCAUUAAUUUUGUCCUCGGACGAUUUGAGCAUAUUGAAGAUGAUGAUGAGGCAGUUGUGGAAGUUAACAUCCCUGGCAGCGAAAGCAGCGAAGCCAUUCUCCGUAAAAGAACAGCUGGUAUUCUCGACAUGGGAGGCGUGUCGACCCAGAUAGCAUACGAAGUUCCCAAAACUGUAAGCUUUGCCUCCUCACAGCAGGAAGAAGUAGCUAAAAAUUUAUUGGCUGAAUUUAACUUGGGAUGUGAUGUUCACCAAACUGAGCACGUGUACCGUGUCUACGUGGCCACGUUUCUUGGGUUUGGUGGCAAUGCUGCUCGACAGAGAUAUGAAGACAGAAUAUUUGCCAGCACAAUUCAGAAGAACAGGCUCCUGGGGAAACAGACUGGGCUGACUCCUGAUACUCCAUACCUGGACCCCUGCCUACCCCUGGACAUUAAAGAUGAAAUCCAGCAAAAUGGACAGACGUUGUACCUGCGGGGGACGGGAGACUUUGACCUGUGCCGAGACACCAUCCAGCCUUUCAUGAACAAAACAAAUGAGACGCAGACCUCCCUCAAUGGGGUCUACCAGCCCCCAAUUCACUUCCAGAACAGUGAAUUCUAUGGCUUUUCUGAGUUCUACUACUGCACUGAGGAUGUGUUACGGAUGGGGGGAGACUACAACGCUGCCGCGUUCACUAGAGCUGCGAAGGAUUAUUGUGCAACAAAGUGGUCGAUCUUGCGGGAACGCUUUGACCGAGGACUGUAUGCCUCUCACGCCGACCUCCACAGGCUCAAGUAUCAGUGCUUCAAAUCCGCCUGGAUGUUUGAGGUGUUCCACAGGGGCUUCUCAUUUCCCAUCAACUACAAAAAUUUAAAGACAGCCUUGCAAAUUUACGACAAGGAGGUUCAGUGGACCCUCGGAGCAAUCCUCUACAGGACCCGCUUUUUACCCUUGAGAGAUAUCCAGCAAGAGACCUUCCGGGCCAGCCACGCGCACUGGAGGGGCUUCUCCUUUGUGUACAAUCACUACCUGUUCUCGGGCUGCUUCCUGGUGGUCCUGCUCGCCAUCCUCCUCUACCUGCUGCGGCUGCGGCGCAUUCACAGGCGGGCCCCGCGCGGUGGCUCGGCUGCCACCAUCUGGCUGGAGGAAGGCCUUCCGUCCCAGAAGAUCGCUGGUACCUUAUGAACCAGAGUUCGAGCCCCUGAAAGACUCUAAAGGAAAAGCCAUUUUUGCCUCAGGUUUCGCCUCUUUAUUCUCAUUUGGUUUUGUUUUUCCUUUCCUUUUUCGUUCCUUGAGACAAAGCCAAAAUCAACUGUUCAUAAACUCUGCUGUCCUGGAAGUACCGCCUUUAGCUGUUCUGUGUACAGCUUUAAGUUGCGGAGUAGGGAAAAGGGAACAUCACUUCAUUUUUGCUGCAUAGGAUAUCUGCCAAAAAUUACUACGAUUUUUGGUUGUUCUUUAAGGUAUAUUCGAUUUUAAACAGAUGCAUUUUGAUAUUGGAGGGAAACGGCAGGUUGUUCUCUGUCAGAGGAGGUGGGACCGAGGGGUGAUGCUUUCACAGAACCAGAACACGUACUGACUGGACUGAUCAUCCCCUUUUUUCCUUUAUCUUGAAAGCGCUAACCUAAAGAGGGAGGUGUUUAGUUUUAUUUAUUGUCCAGGGCUGUUGCUGCUUGUUUUCUUUGCCAGUUUAAAAAAUCAAAACCAUUUAUAUCCAAAAUAGAGAGAGGUAUAGGCACCAGGAGGUAACAGUUUUUAAAAUUGAUGGUGAAGAGACCUGAAAAAUGUGAAAAGAUGACCGGAGUGCUGUGUGUGUGUGAGGGUGAGUGUGUGUGUAUGAGGGUGUGUGUGUGUGUGAGUGUGUGUGUGUGUGAGAGUGAGAGUGUGUGUAUGUAUGAGGGUGAGAGAUAGAGAGUGUGUGUGUGUGUGCGCGCGUGCGUAUGAAAACCACUGAUGGGAGAGAGUGAGGGAGUGCAGUGCUCUCACUUUUAAAAGCACACACUUCAGAAUGCACUGUUCCAUUUCAUUUAGAAAAAUCACUCCCUGUUACCGUUAUCUUUUCCUGACUACAGGUAGUUACUUUCUUCAUCUCAUCUUUCAGCGGCCUUAGGACACUAUGUUUUUGACUGAGUUGGAAAAUUCAUAGUUUCACUGGUUUUGCUGUUGUUGUUAGAACUGGUGCUGGUGCUUGUCAACAGGCAUGUCCUUACUUCUCAGUAGUUCGUUUGUGCUUGUUUAAUUGUGCUCCAGUUUCUUCCAUCUUCAAGUUGGUAUCUCCCCUGCCUUCGUAUUUCAGAGACUUAGCUUGACUGUUGUGGUUGAAGUGGUGCUGGCAGGGGCCCUGUAAAUCCAGACAGAGAAGAACUGAACACAGGAAAUCAACUCAGAUUUUGAAGAAAACAAGUUUGACAUUUUAAACAAAAACCUAAAAAGGACAACUGGAUUGGCAUGUAUGAGAUUAGUGGUUUUUUACCUACUCAUUUGGUUUAGAAGCUUUGGAAAUUCUCAUACAGUUUUUUAGGUGAUGUUCUUUUUUGUGCGUGUGUGUGUUUGCAUGUGUAUGUGUUUCUGAAGUUAAGGAACAACCUGUGUUUCUUAACUCCAGAACAGCUAUAUUCAUCUAGUUGGUAACAAAUGUAUAUUUUGAGAAUCAUUAGCUGCUUUUUUAAAAAAUGGCUGAUGAGAGAAAGAAUUCAGGUUCUGAAGCCCUUAUUUAAUUUAGAAAAGAUUUUUGGAUUUUCAUCUUGUCUGUUAAUUACUUAAAAAUGUGACAUAUAGUAUAUUGAUGACUUAAAAGAUUGCAGAUUUGUGAAAGAAAUGCAAAUCCUCUGGUUCUGCUCUUCAAAGUGAAUAUUCUAACAAUGCAAAAAUUAUUGGUAGAAAGUUUGCCUCUCAAAUAUAAAGAAGGUCGGAGGAGCUGUGUGGUGUUAUAGCAUCUGAUGUGUAGAGAGACUUAUUUCAGAGAGGAUGGAGACAGAUGUCUUACGAAAAAUCCAGGUUCUGAAAUGCUGGUCUCCAGCUCUUUAAGUCCUUGGUCCCUGGUAAACACCGUUCCUUUUCAAGAUGUAGCCACACUUGAGCUGCGUCAUGGGUACCCCAGGGGCAGAGUGAGCUGGUGUGCUUCUCCUUGACUUCUUAGAGGGGGUUUACCCUGUGGACUGUUGGUGGCAUUAGUGUUGAAGAAGAAGUAAGUUUACUUGUUAGCUUUUCUACCACCAGCCAUUUGCAGUAGUAAGGCCCUAACCUGCAGAAUGAAACUUUUCCAAUGUCUAGAAUAUGUGAUUUUGCCUUUCAAAUCAAGGCAAGGAUAAGCUAGCAUAAGCACAGAUUUAAAUAGGCCUAAAUUAAGACCUCCUAUGAUAAAUAGCCACUUUUUAAAUGAAGGAUGCUAAUCUGGUCCAGCUCUCUACUGUUUGGGGAGCACAGUAGAGACCAGCAUGGAGGAUCCAAGCCUGAGCUUCCGUCUGCAAGGACCUACCUCACUCACCAGAAGAAGUCCCCAAAUUAGAGUUCCAAGGCCCAGCAGCCUUGUACUUUGCACAGUUCGGUGCCGUGUCCGCUGCCAAAGAACUCCUGGAGCAGGCUUGGCAGACUCGCCCACAGGGAAAAUCUAGGAGACUCUUGAGCUAAGAAUGGUUUUUCAAUUUUUAAAAAGUCAUUAAAGGAAAAACACAUGACGAAUACACAACAGAGACUACAUGUGGCCUGUAGAACCUCAAAUAUUUACUAAGUGUCCCUUUACAGAAGACAUUUGCUGACCCUGCAGGACGGUCCCAUUCAAGAAUGGACGUACAGCCACAUCCUCUUCAUUCAGGAAGGCAGUUACCACGCAUGAGCACAAAAAGAGGGGCCAGAGAAGUGACCAGUUCAAUUUGAAAAUAGUUGUUUAUGCACCAGAAUUUCACUUAUCUUUUCUUCUAGAUUCUUUUCAAGGUGGGUUUUCUAAUAAGCCACAUAACAGACUCCUCCCUCCCCCUGGUCCAAAUUUAAAACGUGCUAUUGGGGAGGGCUCACUGUGUUGUGUUAAGAUGUCUGCCGUCUUGAGAAGGUCUCAGUAGCUUUUCCCUGCCCCAGGCGAGAAGAGGCCAGGAACCUUCUCUCAGCGCUGCAGGCCUGGGCUGGGGUGAGAGGCAAGCAUGGGAGGGGCUUAACUCAGGAAGCGAAGAAUGUCAAUUAAGGGCUGGCCAGUAAGGCAGUAAGCUCUGAACACGUCUAGCGAUAGAAAGCAAGAGAAAUUGGACUGGUGGGAACUUGCUAAAACCCUCGCAGAGAGAACAACGUUCUGUGUUAAUGCUUGAUUUUCCACAAGACUUCUGCAGUAAAUGCUUCGGUUCUAUCGUCAUAUCUGUGCUGCUCCUUUUUAAACCUCCAGAGGAUGUUCUCGAAGAUUUUACAAUCCGUUUGAGGACAUCACAGCAAAAGUACAAACAGACUGAUUUGUACCAGUGAUUUUUGCACAUUUUCACCCUAAACUGCUGGCUUUCUGCAGUGCUCCCCACCCCAGAGGCUGGGGAGACCUCUUGCUCUGCCGUUGUCACACCUGUGCGCCCAGGUGGGCAAGCUCUAGAUUACCCAGUGUUUAAAUUUGAAACUCAGGCCUACAUAGGAUACUUUUCCUCCUAAGAAGCAUGCACUACUUAGCAAGAAACUCAAAAAGGCAAAUGUGUUUUCCAAGCUUUUAAAAAAAUCAGCUUUAGCAUUUUGUGUGGUAACGUGCAGUGCAGCAAAACUACCUACGAGUAAAUUAUUUAUUUAUUUCUAUUUCAGGGUUUUGUUUUUUUCAUGGUUUUUAUGGAUUUUCCGCUUCCGUAAUGGAUGAUGUGACCAACCAAGGAGAAUUCUUUGUUCUGUUACUAAGAUUAUAUUUUAUGGUUAGGAGUUAUGCAAACUAAGGGAGCACCUUUGAAUGUUUCUUAUUUAAAUGAUGUUUUCCAUUCGAAGAAUAAUUAUCUUUGGGGGUUGUUGUGGUGUCUGUCACUUUCUGUAUCUGGCAACCUCACGUUGCUGCACUCCACAUGGACGGGUGUCGAGAAUAAAAGGAAAGUUUAUCCGGUG